This is a messenger RNA of Cicer arietinum (chickpea), 1517 nucleotides long. Its product is annotated as probable RNA 3'-terminal phosphate cyclase-like protein. Gene Ontology annotation, cellular component: nucleolus. The record is from RefSeq and is a predicted model, not a curated record. NCBI's taxonomy places the organism in Eukaryota, Viridiplantae, Streptophyta, Magnoliopsida, Fabales, Fabaceae. Gene Ontology annotation, molecular function: RNA endonuclease activity. Gene Ontology annotation, biological process: ribosome biogenesis; endonucleolytic cleavage of tricistronic rRNA transcript (SSU-rRNA, 5.8S rRNA, LSU-rRNA).
UCUCUUUUCUCCUUUUUUGCAACUCUGUUGAGCUAGUAUUCUAAAACCUUUUUCCAGUAUUCACUCUCCCACUGAGUUUCUGCGUAUUCAUUCUCAGAGUUUAUAGUAUUCUAUAACCCCACUGAACCCGUUUCCCUGUAGACCUUGAAACAGGGUUGUUUAUUUUUGAGUUUGAGGCGGCACAAUGGGGAAUAAAGACGACACGGGUUACAAGACACUGAAGGGAAGCAAAAACUUCAGACAAAGAUUGCUUCUCGCGACUCUUACCUCCACUCCCAUUAUCAUUGAAGACAUACGUACCGAUGAGACUUGGCCUGGUCUUCGCAACUACGAGAUUUCACUUCUCCGAUUAUUCGAAUCUGUUUGUGAUGACUUCAAGGUCAAAAUCAACGAAACUGGUACCAAAUUGAAGUACAAACCAGGAACUAUUAUGGGUGGUAGACAACAUCAUCCACAUGAUUGUCAUGUUUCUAGAUCCAUUGGUUAUUAUCUUGAGCCGCUCAUUGUCUUGUGUUUGUUUGCCAAGGAACCCCUCACCGUUAGGCUCAAAGGAAUUACAAAUGAUUCUAAAGAUCCAUCAGUUGAUACCAUCAAGUCUGCUGCAUUUCCCAUAUUAAAGCGCUUUGGAGUCGACUCUGAAGCCUUGGGUCUUAAAAUAGAGAGCCGUGGACUACCUCCUAAUGGUGGUGGCGAAAUUGUUUUGUCGCUUCCUGUUGUUCAAACUCUAACGGCUGUUAAUUGGAUCGAUGAGGGUUUUGUUAAGAAGAUUAGAGGAGUUACGUUUUCAACCAAAGUAUCUUCUCAGUUUGAAAAUAGCAUGAUUAGAGCUGCACGUGGAAUCAUCAAUCCACUAGUUUCCGAUGUGCACAUUUUUACUGAUCACCGAUCAGGUCCACCGGCUGGAAACUCUCCUGGAUAUGGAAUUUCGCUAGUUGCAGAGACUACUUCUGGUUGCUACAUCUCUGUCGAUACUGCUGCUUCUCAUGCCAGGGAUGAAGAUUCUGCUGGCCUUGCAGAUGAUGUGAAAAAGGAUCUGAUGCCUCCGGAAGAUAUUGGUGAGGGGAUGGCUAAAGUUUUACUAGGAGAGAUAGCUCAAUCUGGAGUGGUUGACUCAACAUAUCAGGGUUUGCUAUUUCUUCUUUGUGCUCUAUGUCCUCAAGAUGUUUCUAAGGUUCGCGUUGGAAAACUUUCUCGACAUGGGAUUGAAACUCUUAGGAGCAUAAAGGAUUUUCUUGAUCUGAAGUUUGUUAUCAAACCAGAUCCGGAUACACAGUCAGUUAUACUAAAAUGUAUUGGGUGUGGCAUGAAGAACCUUUCUCGAAAGGUCUCGUAAAGAUGGUGUAGUCUAGAAUUAAGUUUGUACGCCAAUUUUGUCAUUGAUAUAUAUUUUGUGCAUUAUUUCAACAUUUUGAUUGAUUUAUUUGAGUUUAUUUACUAGCAAAAACACUUGCAAAACUAUUUAGGAGAAGAUAUAGAAACAACUUAUUUGGGAGAAGUUAUAGAAACAACUUAUGGCA